Ectocarpus sp. CCAP 1310/34 is the source of this 300-nucleotide messenger RNA. Lineage: Eukaryota; Phaeophyceae; Ectocarpales; Ectocarpaceae. The record is from the annotation of a GenBank genome assembly.
AUGCAAAUGGUGUGCGCAGUGAUCAUUCCAAGUGAAGGUUCGUUGAGGCUGGACGUGAUCGACUUGCCGACAGGAUUCUUUCCGGAAGGCAUCACCAACGGCGAAGGAUGGACUGCGUUCGUGGGCUCAUGGAUGAGUAGGAACAUCUGGAAGGGCGAUCUCGAAACCGGCCACGGCGAAGUGUUUGAGCUUGCUGCUCCGGGCCCCGCGGUAGGCCUGGACCACGACCGCCAAUCUGGCUAUCUCUUCGUCGCUGGGGGACAACUAGGUGCGCCACCAUUUUUCAUUCCAUUGGCUUGA